AUGGCGUUUGAUACGCUACAGCUUGUUGCGAAGAGGUGCUUCAUUUCUUUCUCUCUUUCUUUUUAUAUAUUUUAUUUUCACUUGUUUCAAUUUUCAAACGAUAAAUUUAUAGCUGUUGGUCCAACUAGUGCGCCAGCUCCAAGCUCAACAGGGGCUUCCCAGACAACACCAACUCCAAGCUCAACGGGAAGUGCCCAGACAACAUCACCUACAGACAGCAGCACUCCAUCAGGGAGCACAAUCCCACCAACAACCCAGCCUACCUCAGGAGGCAGCACAUCCACAGGUGGUAGUACGCCCCCAACAAGCCCUGUACCCUCUACAACACCGAGCAGCACAAGUCCCGCUUCUUCUUCGACAGCUCCCUCUUCCAAGCCUCCUGGAGAAGGGGACAUGACAUUCUGCAAUGAAAAACCAUCUGGAUAUUACUCUGAUCCAAAAGAUUGUAACAGCUUCUACCACUGCGCUAAUGGUAUAACGUACUGGAAACAUUGUCCCGAGGGACUCUAUUUCAGCCCUGUUAAUAAGGUUUGUGACUGGCCCAGAAACGUGGAAUGUACAGCCGAGGGUCAGCAAGAUAAGCAGAUGAGAUACCCGCAGGGUAUUCGUAAGAUCAGUCAGAUUUUAAAGAAGAGCAAGUGUCUGGGAAACAAGUCAGAGGAAGGAAUUAUGAACUAAGAUAAAUUUUACAGCUUUGACUUGAUAUAAUCCUCUGGGUCGUCCACAAAGACAACAAAAACAGCGAUAACGGCAGCAACAACAACAACAACAACAACAAAAACGAUAACAACAACAGCAACAACAAGCGUUCAACUGUCAUGGGGAUAAAACCAUAUUGUAAACUUUAUGAAAAAAAUCUAGAGGGGCAGGCAAAUAUUAGCCACCCUUUUCCCGGCCACUAACCUUGUACGUCCGAAGGUUAAAUCAAACACCUAAUACGAGCAACGGUGUUAAAAUAAACAGCCAACAAAAACAGCGGUUAAUCAGAGUGAUGGUACUUGAUAGAACUGCUUCCCACGAAAUAAAAGAAAAAAAUUAUCUUGAAAAGAUCACGUGAUUUGAAAUGGGGAAACAAACUUAUAUAUUUUAUGACUAAGGAACUCAUUAACUACCAACUCAAACAUUCAUUGGCAAUCAUCUUCUCUUGCCCUAAACUUAAAUGCAGUCUUCUAUUGGACCAGAACGAAUCACGUGACGCGCGUCAAAACUGUA
Messenger RNA from Orbicella faveolata, 1212 nucleotides. RefSeq lists its product as uncharacterized. NCBI's taxonomy places the organism in Eukaryota, Metazoa, Cnidaria, Anthozoa, Scleractinia, Merulinidae. Gene Ontology annotation, cellular component: extracellular region. Gene Ontology annotation, molecular function: chitin binding. The record is from RefSeq and is a predicted model, not a curated record.